Molecule: messenger RNA, 1689 nt
Organism: Cladophialophora psammophila CBS 110553
Lineage: Eukaryota; Fungi; Ascomycota; Eurotiomycetes; Chaetothyriales; Herpotrichiellaceae
Exons: 3
Coding region: 1-1689 (562 amino acids)
Biological process (GO): transmembrane transport; carbohydrate transport
Cellular component (GO): membrane
Molecular function (GO): carbohydrate:proton symporter activity
Source: RefSeq, a predicted model, not a curated record
AUGACAGCAAUGCAAGGCGCGAAUCGACUCGUUGGUGGGUGGCUGAUUGCCGCAAUCACCUCGGUAUGCUCGUCAGGCUUUCUGUUAUUCGGCUACGACCAGGGAGUCAUGUCGGGCGUGGUGAUAUCCAAGUACUGGUUGGCGCAAAUGGACCAUCCGAGCUCACUCAUGGUUGGUACUAUGACUGCGUUGUAUGAUGUUGGGGCUGUAUUCGGUGCAAUUGGUGCUGCUUUGACUGGGGAACAACUUGGGCGGAAGAGAACGCUUCUGCUAGGGACCACGGUCUUGAUCAUCGGCACGAUCCUCAUGGCGAGCAGCUAUGAACGGAUCCAGUUCAUGGUUUCCCGAGUUUGCACGGGAAUAGGCAUCGGAUACAUCACCUCCGUCACCCCUGUCUAUCAAGCUGAAAUCAGUGCCGCCGCGCAACGGGGUUGGCAAGUAUGCUGCCAGCUCACGACCAUGCUUGGAGGGCUGAUGGUUGCGUAUUGGAUCAACUACGGCUUCUACUUCGUUCACAGCAGCGCACAGUGGAGGUUUCCCCUGGCAUUUCAACUGGUCUUUGCUAUAUAUAUCAUUUUGGUCGCUCCAUGGCUUCCCGACACACCGCGUUGGCUCAUGCGACAUCGAACUCCCGCGGAAGGGCUUGCAGUGAUCGCCCGGCUGAGGGGACGAGAUGAGAAAGACCAGCUCGUGCAAAUGGAGAAAGACGAGAUCAUGGAGGCCAUCGCCAUCGAAGAGAAGGAACAAGGAUCGUGGGCAGACCUGUUCCGCAACAACGGCAUCUCGGCCAACAAGAGAUUCUACCUGGCUCUGGGGAUCCAAUUCAUGCAGCAGAUGUCGGGCAUCAACAUUGUUACAUACUACGCCCCGACGCUCUUCAGUACGUCGUUGAACAUGUCCCAAGAGAUGUCCAUUCUCAUGGGCUGCUUCCUGCAAUUGUGGUACAUCAUUGCCUCUUUCCUCACCUGGUACACCAUAGACCGCGUGGGGAGACGGCUCCUCUUCAUCUCAAUGGCUCUCGGCAUGUGUCUGGUUCUCGUGGCCGAAGCAAUCGCCGUCAACCGCAUCGAGGCGGACAACUACCACAACACCUCCGCAGGUGUGGCGGCCGUGUUUUUCGUCUUCGCCUUCGAAGCGUGCUUCACGUGGGGUUGGAUGGCCACUGUCUGGGUCUAUCCCCCGGAGAUCCUGCCUCUGAAGAUCCGAGCUAAGGGCGCCGCGUUGGCCGCUGGUGCUGACUUCUUAGGCAACUUCCUCGUCGUGGAAGUCACGCCUGACGGGGUCGAAAAUCUGGGAUGGAGGUUCUACAUUGUGUGGGCCGUGCUGAACCUGGCAAACGCUAUCAUCGUCUGGCUCUUCUACCCCGAAACCGGCGGCCAACCUCUCGAAGCCAUCGACACGCUCUUUGUAGCUAGAGACUCCACUUUGAACGUCGUGCUGCCCGAUGAGGACGAGGCAGGACUUGAGGUAGGACUAGGCAAGAAUGGCCUCCUGAGCAGGCUCCAAUGGAGCAUCGUCCGAAAAGCGGACAGGCAAGUCAAGGCGUACAAGCACGCCGCCGGACGGCGAAUCUUCUCACAGGCUACAGUCUCGGACAAUACCACUACGCCGGAAGGGGACGAGGAAGAAGAAGAAGCAGAUGGACAUGGCAAAAUACACGACGACCGGCGAGAAGUGCUCCAGAAGUGA